CGGUGCCAUUCAAAAUAAUGUAAACAUUGGCGUUUUUGCCACCUUUAGCUCUAUCCUUGUCUUUCAACAUCGUCUGCUAGGAUGCUUCAAGUUUGGUUAUACGCUUCCACUCCAUAGACUAUUACCUCCAUGGGUAGGAUAGGUCAAUGGAUUUGACAUAAAUAAAGGUGACGGCCAUGCUGGUCAUCAAGCACGACCAUGACGACAGCGACGGGGAGGAGAUGGACCGGGACUCCCCCGAGUCUGACAAGUCCACCUCCAGCUGCGACAGCAGCGAGCCGCCCAGCGACUCCGAUGACAGCUCAGAGAUGGACGAGGAGGAGUGCGACCGGCGGAGGACGGAGUGCCUGGAGAACCUCAUGGAUCUGGAGCGCCAGUUCACGCUCCUCCGCGAGCAGCUGUACCGGGAGCGAGUCCAGCAGGUGGACAGCAAGCUGGAGGAGGUGAGGGGCGGAGGGGCCCAGGAAUACCUGCAGCCCCUGCGACAGCUGGAGCAGUCGAUGCAGGAGCAGAAGGAGGUGGCCGGCUGUCUGCGCGGCCUCAAGCUGGAGAACCUCCGCAACAUGUACGAGGCGGAGGAGCAGGCAGCCUUCCAGAACUUUGAGAGCGACAAGGCGCUGCUGUGGGACAGCCUCCACGGGGAGCUGCAGGAGAAGAUCCGCCGGCUGGAGGAGGACCGCCACAGCGUGGACCUGGAGACUGACCUGUGGCUGGUGGAGCGGCGGCCUCAGCGGCGGGGCAAGGCGGCGGACGGCGGCCGCCGCAAGCCCGUCUCCGUCGCCGGGCCCUACCUCGUGUACAUGCUGAGCGACGAGGACAUCCUGGAGGACUGGACGGCCAUCAAGAAGGCCCUGUCCGUGUCCAAGCGCAAGACGGACCGCGAGUGGCACAGCUUCGUGCUCUAGCCUACCCUCGUCACAGCUCAACCCCUGGGGAAGUGUAAGCGAUGAUAACCAGGAACUACUAGAGAGUUCCAUUUAUGACACUUGUGCGUUUCAUUGCAUUCUAAUUUUGAUCAUCCGCUCAUUUGUCACGUUCUGCAUUAAAAUAAAUUAUUUUGGUUUUUUUUUUCA
This is a messenger RNA of Bacillus rossius redtenbacheri, 1073 nucleotides long. RefSeq names its product breast cancer metastasis-suppressor 1-like protein-A (gene Brms1). Gene Ontology annotation, molecular function: histone deacetylase binding. The coding region runs from base 177 to 905 and encodes 242 amino acids. The transcript is spliced from 5 exons. NCBI's taxonomy places the organism in Eukaryota, Metazoa, Arthropoda, Insecta, Phasmatodea, Bacillidae. The record is from RefSeq and is a predicted model, not a curated record. Gene Ontology annotation, biological process: negative regulation of transcription by RNA polymerase II. Gene Ontology annotation, cellular component: Sin3-type complex.